This is a messenger RNA of Enhydra lutris kenyoni (northern sea otter), 1554 nucleotides long. RefSeq names its product keratin 82. Gene Ontology annotation, cellular component: keratin filament. NCBI's taxonomy places the organism in Eukaryota, Metazoa, Chordata, Mammalia, Carnivora, Mustelidae. Gene Ontology annotation, molecular function: structural constituent of skin epidermis. The transcript has 9 exons. The coding region runs from base 1 to 1554 and encodes 517 amino acids. The record is from RefSeq and is a predicted model, not a curated record. Gene Ontology annotation, biological process: intermediate filament organization; keratinization.
AUGUCGUGUCGCUCCUUCCAGCUGGGCUCCCGAUGCGGUGGUCGGAGCUUCAGCUCCUGCUCAGCUGUCCUCCCCCGGAUGGUCACCCACUAUGCCGUGAGCAAGGGGCCGUGCCGGUCCGGGGGUGGGGGGGCCCUCCGCGCCCUGGGCUGCCUGGGCUCCCGGAGCCUGUGCAACGUGGGCUUCGGGAGGCCCCGGGUGGCCUCCAGGUGUGGCCUGCCCGGCUUUGGGUACCGAGUGGGGGCCCCCUGUGGGUCCUCGCCCUGCAUCGCCCCUGUCACCAUCAAUGAGAGCCUGCUGGUCCCGCUCGAGCUGGAGAUCGACCCGGCUGUGCAAAGGGUGAAGAGGGAUGAGAAGGAGCAAAUUAAGUGCCUGAACAACCGCUUUGCAUCCUUCAUCAACAAGGUGCGGUUCCUGGAGCAGAAGAACAAGCUGCUGGAGACCAAGUGGAACUUCAUGCAGCAGCAAAGGUGCUGUCAGAGCAACAUCGAGCCCAUCUUCCAGGCCUACAUCUCUGCCCUUCGGCGGCAGCUGGACUGCGUGGCAGGGGACCGGGCCAGGCUGGAGUCCGAGCUCUGCAGCCUCCAGGACGUGCUGGAAAGCUACAAGAAAAAGUAUGAAGAGGAGCUCUCCCUUCGGCCCUGUGCUGAGAAUGAGUUUGUUGCCUUGAAGAAGGAUGUGGACACAGCCUUCCUGAUGAAGGCUGACCUGGAGACCAACGUGGAGGCUCUGGUCCAGGAGAUCGACUUCCUGAAAGGCCUGUAUGAGGAGGAGAUCUGCCUGCUCCAGUCUCAGAUCUCUGAGACCUCCGUCAUUGUGAAGAUGGACAACAGCCGGGAGCUGGAUGUGGAUGGCAUCAUUGCUGAGAUCAAGGCCCAGUAUGACGACAUUGCCAGCCGCAGCAAAGCUGAAGCCGAGGCCUGGUACCAGAGCCGGUAUGAGGAGCUGCGGCUGACAGCUGGGAACCACUGUGACAACCUCCGCAACCGCAAGAACGAGAUCCUGGAAAUGAACAAGCUGAUUCAGCGGCUUCAGCAAGAAAUUGAGAACGUGAAAGCCCAGCGUUGCAAGCUGGAGGCUGCGGUGACCCAGGCGGAGCAGCAGGGUGAGGCGGCCCUCAGUGACGCCAAGUGCAAACUGGUAGGGCUGGAGGAGGCCCUGCAGAAGGCCAAGCAGGACAUGGCCUGCCUGCUCAAGGAGUACCAGGAGGUGAUGAACUCCAAGCUGGGCCUGGACAUCGAGAUCGCCACCUACAGGCGGCUGCUGGAGGGCGAGGAACACAGGUUGUGCGAAGGCAUCGGGCCCGUGAAUAUCUCCGUGAGCAGCUCCAAAGGCGCGGUCCUCUACGAGCCCUGUGUGGUCAGCACCCCCGUGCUGAGGACCGAGUACUGCCCGGGGGGCACCAGUGUCCUCAAGACCAACGGGGCCUGCAGCGUCGUGGGCACUGGUGAGGUCUAUGUCCCCUGCGAGCCCCAGGGGCUGCUGAGCUGUGUGAGCACGCGGAGUUCCUGCAUGAAGCUAGGGGCCGGGAGCAGCUCCUCCCACAAGUAUUAG